This is a messenger RNA of Sciurus carolinensis (gray squirrel), 1271 nucleotides long. It is a transcript of the gene Inip, whose product is annotated as INTS3 and NABP interacting protein. Gene Ontology annotation, biological process: DNA repair. Gene Ontology annotation, cellular component: SOSS complex; nucleus; nucleoplasm. NCBI's taxonomy places the organism in Eukaryota, Metazoa, Chordata, Mammalia, Rodentia, Sciuridae. Bases 204 to 518 code for a protein of 104 amino acids. The transcript has 5 exons. The record is from RefSeq and is a predicted model, not a curated record.
CACAUCAGUCAGGAGGCGGAAGCGUGGCGGGGGCGGGAAGGUUGUAGUUCGGCACCUUGAGGAGGCUUGCCUGUCUCUAGGUGGUGUGUUCCACCUUGACAGCUGCGACCAGCAGCGAGGCCUGCCCAGCGCCCUCGCGUCCCGGGUAACUGUAAAGUGCUCAUCAGUUGCCUCUGAAUAUAAUUGAAACAGAAAACAGGAAGAUGGCAGCAAAUCCUUCAGGACAAGGUUUUCAAAACAAAAAUAGAGUUGCAAUCUUGGCAGAACUGGACAAAGAGAAAAGAAAAUUACUUAUGCAGAACCAAUCUUCAACAAAUCAUCCUGGAGCUAGCAUUGCCCUCUCCAGACCUGCACUUAAUAAGGACUUCCGGGAUCACGCAGAGCAGCAGCAUAUCGCAGCCCAGCAGAAGGCAGCUUUGCAGCACGCUCACGCACAUUCAUCUGGAUACUUCAUAACUCAGGACUCUGCAUUUGGGAAUCUUAUUCUUCCUGUUUUACCUCGCCUUGACCCAGAAUGAACAAAACAUCUGUGAUGAAUAUGACUUCGUGAUGCCAAAUGCCAAAGCUACUCUCAUUCAAUGCUGUACACACUGUGACAUUCAGAAUUUUGGUGAACUUACAUGUUUUUUUGCUUCUUUAAAAGAAAGGAAUAUGUAAGUGAGAGCAAAAAGCAGGUGGGGGGACUAGGAUGAUGAGAGCUUCAGAAGCUGUAUCGUCUGAAAAUUCGAUUAUGCUGCCUGUGACUUUAUCUUUUUUGUAAUGCCAUUUGAUUUUUAGCUCUAAAUCAGACUGAAUUGGAUAGUUAGGUAAAAUCAGCCCCUAACAACUGACUAUGUUAUGUCCACGAUAGCCUUCCAGGAACCAUUUGUAGUACUUAACUUUAAAGAAAUGAGGGUGCUUUUGAAAAAUAUAAAUGCAUAGGAUUAAAUAAGUUAGGUUUGUAUUUGUAGUCCACAGGAUUGAUGUCGUGUAGUAUACAGCUUUCAAGUUUACAGAUAAGGUUAUCAUCCAGAAAUACUCUUUGUAAAUGCAUAAUUAUUCUCAUAUUAUUUUAAAAGAAAAACCAAGAUAAAACUAAAUUACCAACCAGUCUUAAACAUCUUUUAUAACUAUAUUCCAUUAUAAAUGAUGUGACAAUGCUAUUCAAAACAAUUGUAAAGAAUGUGGUGGCUUACACAUUUGUACAUGCUCUUAUUUAGUGUCACUACAUAAAUGGUAUGUCUAUGUGGUUUCAUUGUUCAUAUUUUAUCUGAUUAAAAACUUAAAAUUAU